ACUCAGCCACAGGAACCUGCAGCAGCAGAGAGGGAGGGAGGGGAGUGAAGGUCAUCACAGUUCAGCUCAUACCUGUAUCCUGACAGCUUCAACCUGUCCUGACAGCAAGACUCAUCAAUAUUAACACCCUCUCACCUUGAAAAAAGAAAAAAAGAAAGAAGGAAGCAGGGAAAACACCACUGCCUGAACUCAAAGAAAAAAGUAAAAAAUAAUAAUAAAAAUCAAGUAAUAAAAGCCACAGCAAGUGUAGAGUUGAAUCUGGUCCUUGAGCAAUAUGAACCAGAUAGAAACAAGUAUGCAGUACAGCUACGAGUAUGAAGAUGAUGAGUAUAUGAUCCAAGAGGAAGAAUGGGAUAGGGACAUGCUCCUGGACCCAGCAUGGGAGAAACAGCAAAGGAAGACCUUUACAGCUUGGUGCAAUUCCCACCUCAGGAAAGCAGGCACACAGAUUGAGAACAUUGAAGAGGACUUCAGGAAUGGCCUUAAACUGAUGCUCCUCUUGGAAGUCAUUUCAGGGGAAAGACUACCAAAACCAGACAGAGGAAAAAUGCGCUUCCAUAAAAUUGCUAAUGUCAACAAAGCCCUGGAUUAUAUCGCCAGCAAAGGAGUGAAACUUGUGUCAAUUGGUGCAGAAGAAAUUGUUGAUGGCAAUGUGAAAAUGACCCUGGGUAUGAUAUGGACCAUCAUUCUUCGCUUUGCUAUUCAGGACAUUUCAGUAGAAGAGACUUCCGCCAAAGAAGGUCUGCUGCUGUGGUGUCAAAGGAAAACUGCUCCUUACAGAAAUGUGAACAUUCAGAACUUCCAUCUUAGCUGGAAAGACGGCCUAGCACUCUGUGCACUUAUCCACAGACACCGACCUGAUCUUAUUGACUACUCCAAGCUAAAUAAGGAUGACCCUCUAAGAAAUAUUAACCUUGCAAUGGAAAUUGCAGAAAAACAUCUGGAUAUCCCUAAGAUGCUGGAUGCAGAAGAUGUAGUAAACACUGCCAGCCCUGAUGAAAGAGCCAUUAUGACUUAUGUUUCCUGUUACUACCAUGCAUUUGCGGGUGCUCAGAAGGCUGAGACUGCAGCUAACAGGAUAUGUAAAGUGCUUGCUGUGAACCAAGAAAAUGAAAAGUUGAUGGAAGAAUAUGAAAGGCUAGCAAGUGAGCUUUUAGAAUGGAUUCGUCGCACGAUCCCUUGGCUGGAAGACAAAACGCCCGAGAAAACAAUGCAGGCCAUGCAGAAGAAGCUAGAGGACUUCCGAGACUACCGCCGCAAGCACAAGCCUCCCAAAGUCCAGGAAAAAUGUCAACUGGAGAUCAAUUUCAACACCUUGCAGACAAAACUGAGGAUCAGCAAUAGGCCAGCUUUCAUGCCAUCAGAGGGGAAAAUGGUUUCAGAUAUUGCUGGCGCUUGGCAGAGACUUGAACAAGCUGAGAAGGGCUAUGAGGAAUGGUUGCUGAAUGAAAUACGAAGACUGGAACGACUUGAACAUCUGGCUGAGAAAUUUAGACAGAAGGCUUCUACUCAUGAAACCUGGGCAUAUGGCAAAGAGCAGAUCUUACUCCAGAAGGAUUAUGAAUCUGCUUCUCUGACUGAACUCCGCGCUAUGUUGAGGAAACAUGAAGCUUUUGAGAGUGACUUGGCUGCCCACCAGGACAGAGUAGAACAGAUCGCAGCCAUUGCCCAGGAGCUGAAUGAACUGGACUUUUACGAUGCUGCAAAUGUCAAUGAUCGAUGCCAGAAGAUAUGUGACCAAUGGGACAAACUGGGAACACUUACUCAGAAAAGAAGAGAGGCACUGGAGAGGACAGAGAAAUUGCUGGAAACAAUUGAUCAGCUUCACCUGGAGUUUGCCAAGAGAGCUGCUCCAUUCAACAACUGGAUGGAAGGUGCUAUGGAAGACCUACAGGACAUGUUUAUUGUUCAUAGCAUAGAGGAAAUUCAGAGUUUAAUCACUGCCCAUGAUCAGUUUAAAGCCACUCUGCCAGAGGCAGACGGUGAGAGACAGGCUAUCCUGUCGAUCCAGAAUGAAGUUGAGAAGGUUAUUCAGAGUUACAACAUCAGAAUAAGUGCAAGCAAUCCUUACAGCACCAUCACUAUGGAUGAAAUCCGUGCCAAGUGGGAUAAGGUGAAACAACUUGUGCCCAUGAGGGAUCAAUGUUUGCAGGAGGAGCUAGCCCGUCAGCAUGCUAAUGAACGUCUGCGUCGCCAAUUUGCUGCUCAGGCCAAUGUCGUUGGGCCAUGGAUCCAGACCAAGAUGGAGGAAAUUGCCCGCAGCUCUAUUGAGUUGACAGGGACCUUGGAGGACCAGAUGAAUCAACUGAAGCAGCAUGAACACAAUAUCAUCAACUACAAAACCAAUAUUGACAAAUUGGAAGGAGACCAUCAGCUUAUACAAGAAGCCCUGGUGUUUGAUAACAAGCACACAAGUUAUACUAUGGAGCAUAUCCGUGUUGGAUGGGAACUCUUACUGACCACCAUUGCCCGAACUAUCAAUGAGAUUGAGACGCAGAUCCUUACAAGAGAUGCCAAGGGUAUCACCCAAGAACAAAUGAAUGAAUUCAGAGCAUCGUUCAAUCACUUUGAUAGGGAUGAAUCUGGCCAUCUACAGCCUGAUGCAUUUAAAGCCUGCCUCAUCAGUCUAGGACAGGUUGGAAAUGACCUACAGAAGAAGAAUGGGCUGAUGGACCAUGAUGAUUUCAGAGCUUGCUUAAUUUCAAUGGGUUAUGAUUUGGGUGAGGCAGAGUUUGCCCGAAUUAUGUCCCUGGUUGAUCCCAAUGGGCAGGGAACUGUCUCUUUCCAGUCCUUCAUUGAUUUCAUGACCAGAGAGACUGCGGACACAGACACAGCUGAGCAAGUCAUAGCUUCUUUCAGAAUCCUAGCUUCAGAUAAGCCUUAUAUUCUUGCCGAGGAGCUGCGGAGAGAACUGCCUUCUGAACAAGCUCAGUAUUGCAUCAGAAGAAUGCCUGCCUACUCUGGUCCAGGUGCUGUUCCUGGAGCUCUGGAUUAUACCUCAUUUUCAUCAGCAUUGUAUGGAGAAAGUGACCUGUAAUUCACUAAUUGGCUGUACUCAUUGUCUGCAUUGGAAAAAACAACAACCCUGAUUUCCCAGUUUGCUUCUUGAAAGCUUUGACAAAAUGAUUUAAAAAUGAUUUUUACUAAUAUAGUAGGUACAUUCAGUGUCGAAUAUUAGGAAUGCAAAUAACUAGCAUAUAUUUCAGUGUGCAGCACUAGUAGGUAUCUGAAUUGAUGGUAUUAGUUUAUCUGGCCUAUAUAUUAUUAAAAUGUAUUUUAAAGAAAAGAUGAAUCACUAAUUUAAAAAAUAUAUUAAAUUUGAGACCCAUUCAGAUAAAAGAAAUUAAAGCUUGUGAAAAUAGAAACUAUCAAGACUAACAAAAUAUUUUGCCAUUUUCAAAAAUUCUUCAUCCCAUAUAUCCUGCUUUUACUAUGUUCAUAGAGCUCCAUGUUAGAAGUCAUACUUUUUUCUUUCAUAUAAAAAUAUUACUUUACAGAUUUUAUGGUUUUAUAUGCUUCCACAGGUGGAGUUUAAUAAAAUAAACAAUGCAACUUUUCAGAGAAGAAAAAUACCCAUCAAGUAAAAUACUUAACCACUAAAAUAAUCCCAAACUGUAUUUUUAUAUCUUUUAAAGGUUGUUUUCUAUUAACACAGAGCUGUAACAUCAGAAGCAUAAUCCUGCAAACUCAUAAUAAUUAUAAUCGUAAUACCUUGUAAUAAAUCAACAAGCAGUACUUUUCCUUUUAAGCCUUUUACUUUGCAACUGAGAGAGCAAAACUUUCACAAUCAGGAAAUAGUAAGGAAGCUAAUACAUGUAAGUUGUAUUAUUUUGAAACCCUCAGUCAUGUCUAUUUUGAAUAGAUUCUUUGUUUUCCACUGUGUGAAAGCCAGUUCUUUGUUUUAGUGAACAACCUGCAUCAUCCCACGAGAUGCAAAAUCCUAUCUGAACUAGCUGAGUAUGGUUGUGUUGCAGUUUUAACUGUAUGUCACAUACAGAAUUCAGAUUAUAGUUUGUCUUCACUUCUGUUGAAUGGCAGUUCUGCUACCAUAUGCUAGUUUGUUUUACCGGAGUCAUGCUUCCAUCUUGACAACCUGUAGAGAAGUAAAGCAAUCACUUUUUUACUUGAAUCUUAACUGACACUGAAAAAUGCAAUGUAACCAAACAAAACAUUCACAAAUGGUGAAGUUGUGAACUGUACAAUCCAGUGCUACUAAAGCAAUGAUGUGCCUACUAAAUAAACUCUGCUUUUCAAAACUUCA
Molecule: messenger RNA, 4261 nt
Organism: Terrapene triunguis (Three-toed box turtle)
Lineage: Eukaryota; Metazoa; Chordata; Testudines; Emydidae
Gene: ACTN2
Product: actinin alpha 2
Exons: 22
Coding region: 275-3037 (920 amino acids)
Biological process (GO): muscle cell development; actin cytoskeleton organization
Cellular component (GO): Z disc; plasma membrane; cell junction
Molecular function (GO): calcium ion binding; actin filament binding
Source: RefSeq, a predicted model, not a curated record